AUGCAAAAGGCAAUUCAUAAAUUUUGUGGUUUUCUUGAACAAAUUCAACUGAGGCAACAAAGUGGAACAACUGAGGCAAAUAUGGUCACUGAAGCGAAGCAGAUGUAUCAUGCAAUACAGAAAAAACACUUCACAUUUGAUACAUGUUGGGAGAUUUUGUGCCAAAGUUGUAAGUGGGAUGAAUUUCGACAAAAAAAAAGCACGCAACAUGCUAAUCCAUGUUCGAAUCCACCAAGUGAAUAUGAGGCUUCUCAAUCCAACCAGAAUAAUGCGGUGCACGAACAACCAUCUAAUACAUCAACACGACCAAUUGGUACUAAGGCAACGAAACAGAAGUUGAAGAAUCAAACAACGCACGAUAGUAGAUUUGAUGAAAUGGCUGCCAACCAAUCCAAAAUUGUUGAAGUGUUAUCAACUAUCUCCGCUAGAACUAUUCAGCGAGAUGAACAAAAGGCGAUAGAUCGUGAGCAGAAGGCUGCAGAGCGUCGAAGAAAGACCGAAGAUAGGAAGGAACAACUAAAACUCCUAUCUAUGAUGAAUGAAAGAGAACAACGAAAUGAAAAUCAUAAAAUUAUGUCAAUGGACAUGACAAUUUUAAAUCCCAUACAAAGGGCGUACUACGAAGAUCUUCAACGACAGAUUUUAUUUCGAUCAACUAAUAGAUUGCCUUGA
This is a messenger RNA of Camellia sinensis, 672 nucleotides long. Lineage: Eukaryota; Viridiplantae; Streptophyta; Magnoliopsida; Ericales; Theaceae. The record is from RefSeq and is a predicted model, not a curated record.